AUGUUUGACUGGCUGAAACGUCUAAUCUUCGCAUCCUCCGAGACCGAAGGGAUAAUAUCUCACUCCGAGAGCCAAUAUGCUGAACUCCAACAAACAAAGGCAGAUCCCGAUAGCAAGAAGGCGAAGAAGAAACUCGCUAAAGAGCACAGUCGGCGGCAACGGGCUCGUGAGCGCCAAUUGACGCGUGAAUUUAAUAAUCAGGAUAGGAUAUGGGUUAUGAGAGGCGGCUUUGGGGGUGCUGGGGGGAGCUUGAUGCUAAAGCUGGCGGACGCUAGAAUACUUGGCCAGGAGAUACUAGAAGAAAAUGAUUUACCCGUUGGCAAUGAAAUCUUCUAUGGCGCAUCUACACGGGGUGUGUGGUCCAUCGGAUCAGAUGUAAUUCUGAAAGACCGGCCCGACGAAGGUCCGAAAGCAAGAGUUGAAGUUAAAACAUUGAACUAUUUAGCGACCCAUACCGACAUUCCCAUCCCGAAGGUUUUACGUGACUGGGUCGAUCGAGACGGGCGGUACUUCGUUUUGAACGAACGCAUUGGUGGUCAGAAGCUCGAGGAGGCAUGGAAUUCUUUGUCAGAGCGCCAAAAAAUAGAUGUCGCGGAUCAAGUCGUGAAAGUGAGAAAGCAGCUUCGGUCAGUCCCCCCCAUGCUGUCCCGUUAUGAUGACUCCUGA
Penicillium cosmopolitanum is the source of this 666-nucleotide messenger RNA. RefSeq lists its product as uncharacterized. The record is from RefSeq and is a predicted model, not a curated record. The transcript is spliced from 2 exons. Lineage: Eukaryota; Fungi; Ascomycota; Eurotiomycetes; Eurotiales; Aspergillaceae. The coding region runs from base 1 to 666 and encodes 221 amino acids.